AUGGCGAGCCCCAGCCCUGGCCCGGAAGACCUAUCAGCACCACCAAAGAUCCCAGAAGAGGAUGCUGGCGACCUCCCGGUUGCGCUUUCUGCAUCCUUGGUCCUGACCUCGCUCCCACGAGAUGGAAGGAUGGCUCUCGAUAAGGCGCUAAGCCCUAAGCCCACGAAAGGUGUUUUGCCCAUGUCCCAUUAUCAACUCCCCCUGGUGGGCUACAUACAGAAUGUAUCGUUAACCCUUCAUCUGUUUAUAGUCUCUAUCCGCUUUAAGGCUAUUGGCUCCGCCCCCAUCCUGAACAAAGAUGUCUACAAGAUCAAGACCAACCAGCGAUUCGAGAAUGUUGUCAAAUUUCUUAGAGAUAACCUAGGUAUCCCUGCCAGCGAGUCAAUAUUCACGUACAUCAACGCUACGUUUGCGCCGGCCCUAGACGAAAACGUUGGAAAUUUGUACAACGUGAGCAAAUGCUUCUGUCCGUGGGGAUAUGGAAAACUGGCUGACUGA
Molecule: messenger RNA, 498 nt
Organism: Morchella sextelata
Lineage: Eukaryota; Fungi; Ascomycota; Pezizomycetes; Pezizales; Morchellaceae
Exons: 1
Coding region: 1-498 (165 amino acids)
Biological process (GO): autophagy of mitochondrion; autophagosome assembly; nucleophagy
Cellular component (GO): Atg12-Atg5-Atg16 complex; phagophore assembly site membrane; cytoplasm
Source: RefSeq, a predicted model, not a curated record